Rubroshorea leprosula is the source of this 1070-nucleotide messenger RNA. NCBI's taxonomy places the organism in Eukaryota, Viridiplantae, Streptophyta, Magnoliopsida, Malvales, Dipterocarpaceae. The record is from the annotation of a GenBank genome assembly.
ACUUAAACCCACUUCAUUUGAGAAAUCACAACCAAAAUAGAACAAACCCACCUUCUAUCGUCUUCUUCAAACUCGCCGUCUCCAGAUCUAGCCUUAGAUCAUGGCUGGCAGCAAGAAAACCAGCACUACAUCUGGUGCAGCCGGAGCUUCUUCCCCUCAAACUGAUCCUCCAGAACAGACAGACCCCGUACCGAGAGGCUUUUCAGACCAAAUUUGUCUUGAAACUUCAGAUUCUUUAAUUCUGGGUCCUGUUUUCACAUCAACACCUCCUUCAAAUUUGCAUGCUCUGUAUCCUCAACCUCACAGACAUUUCCUCCCUUUCCAACUCAAACCAGAUUGGGAGCCUUGGCUCGGCAGAUUUGGGUCUUGGCCAACUAACAAGUUUGAUGACUGGCCUGCCUGGGUUGCUUGGCUGGAGAAACCCUUUGGAAACACAUGGAAAACACUGGGUUUGUACGAAUUUAUUCAGAUGACCACCUACCAGACGUCCAUGGAUAGGGUUUUGCUUGGAACCGCCUUACUGUUUUGGUCUGGGUCUUAUAAUUGUUUUCAUUUCCCUUGCGGUGCUAUGUAUGUUACUUUGUUUGACAUUUGUUCUCUUACUGGUCUGCCUUGCGUUGGAGAAGAAAUCCCAGCCUUAUUGAGCGUCCCGAGUGCUGAUUUUGACACAAAAUCCAUUCUACCCUCCUACAAUGCCUUUAUUAAAGCUAGUCAGAAACCAUCUGAAGCCCCAGACGUGAGAGAACAUACUGCAUUUCUUCUAACCUUAGUUUGCAAGUUCAUUGUCUGUGUAGCUGGAAAAGGACCCACCAAAGAAUAUAUUACUCUAGCCUUAGCUUUAGCUCAUGGCAGCCUUGGCUUUGUUCUUGUCAACAUCCAGACCACGCUCAUGCACCAAGUACCCAAGGAAGUUACCCGCAGACACUCCAAAGGCACACUUUAGUGGGUUCAUUUUCAAGCCAUGUAGACAAUGAACUUGCAAAUUAAGGUUAGCAGAAAUGCAAUAUGUUCUCUCACGUCUGGGGCUUCAGAUGGUUUCUGGCUAGCUUUAAUAAAGGCAUUGUAGGAGG